CCCUCCGGCGGCUCGUAACCAGCUACUAGCCAGUCCCGGUAGACACUAGUCAACAGUUAAUAUUCAAUAUUCUCUCGUUUACUUAUGUAUUAUACGAAGUUCGAUCUUCUUCGGCCUUCUUUUCAAAUUGAAAUUGUUAUUAUUUUAUUUCCCCAAGCUCGAAGUUAACGGACAGAAUAUCGUGGGAAGUAUUUCACAUUUAAACCAGUCAUUACAGUAUGAGUGGAUUCUUUUUCGAUAAGACUCCGACAAAAAGGACAAAUGGGGACAGCGAGGAAAGCUCAAACGAGUGCUCUCCGUUAACUGAGUUUCACUAUGAUUCUAAUUCGCCAGUCAUCAAUUGGGAUUUUCCCAAACCUCGUGUUAGCAGGAAAGUGAAAGAAGCUGCUAAAGCACUUGCUCAAACAAUGAGUAAUAUAGGAAAGCCUAAACGAUCGAAAAUGGUUUUGCAAAUGCAAAGAGGACGUUCAAAACCGAGAACAUCUGGCGAUUUUCCAUCUUCACCUUUAUCUCAUUUCACUAAAGACGAUAAAAUUGACCAGAAAAAAAAGAUACAGCCAAGGGCCAAAUUUGAUUUUGAAGCACUCGAAAAAAUUGAUUUAGGACAACUAGAUUCAGAAACUGUUGUUAAUAUAAAAGCCGGACUUAGCGAUGACUCAUCAAAUCAAAAUUCACCAUCCUCCUCGUCGAGUAGUGCAAAAUCGAUUCAAACCUCCCAAAAUGCAUUAACGACAAAGGGAAAUAAAAGAAAGGCACCUCAUACUGCAAAUCAAAGUGUGAAAUUGGGCCGGAUUUCCAAGGAACAAGAGAGUCCCAGGGUUAAUAGUGACUCAUUAGGUGGAAAAAGAAACCAAUCUAAAGAAAAGGAAAAUUUUCUUAUUGAUCAACUCUUAGACGAUGACCUAGCGUUUUUUAUGACACCCGAGUUAGCGUCAUUGUAAAUUAGAGCCUGUAUUAAGUAACUGUCUGUGAUAAACCAAGAACAUUGGGUUUGUACCUUCAUAUUUUGUAAAACGCUCGUGCGAUUGUAAUUUUAUUGUAGGCUUAAUCAUGCUACGAGUACAAUGCUAAAGAAAAUUGAUAUGUGCCUAUAGAUUGACUGAUAAAUUGUUGACUUGUUGUAGUAUUACUCAAGAGUUAGCAUCAUUGUAGAGUUGAUGCACCUGACUGUGAUAUAUCAAGCACUUUGGAUUUGUUCCUUCAUUAAUCUUUUUUAUUUUUUAUUUUUAUUUGGUUUGUAAAACAGAAUAAAAAUGAAGUGUAAUCUAGAGAGUAGAAUUUUGUAUGAUAUUUUAUAUCAGGCAGACGUUUGCUGUGGUGUCUUAUACAUUAAAUGCUGUGUCAAAUCUUAAUAGACCUAGCUUAAAUUUGAAACUACUUAAA
This is a messenger RNA of Cimex lectularius (bed bug), 1383 nucleotides long. RefSeq lists its product as uncharacterized. NCBI's taxonomy places the organism in Eukaryota, Metazoa, Arthropoda, Insecta, Hemiptera, Cimicidae. The transcript is spliced from 5 exons. The record is from RefSeq and is a predicted model, not a curated record. Bases 219 to 941 code for a protein of 240 amino acids.